This is a messenger RNA of Cicer arietinum (chickpea), 730 nucleotides long. Its product is annotated as small ubiquitin-related modifier 2-like. NCBI's taxonomy places the organism in Eukaryota, Viridiplantae, Streptophyta, Magnoliopsida, Fabales, Fabaceae. Gene Ontology annotation, molecular function: protein binding. The record is from RefSeq and is a predicted model, not a curated record.
CUUGUUCAUAGUUUUUUUUUUAUUUUUUAUUUUUUUAUUUAAACUCAGGUACUUACCUGUUUGUCCAUUUUAAGCAAGUAUAUAAUCUCUGGUGAAAUAAUUUUAUUUUUUAUCAAUUUUUUUUCUAAAACAAAAACCCCAAAUUUAUUUGUUAGGGUUCUUCAAAUCCAUGAACAUUGAUUCUCUUCGUCAUCUCCCUGGUCCCAAAUUUCUUGUUAUCGUCGUUACAGAUUUUCGUUGUAAAUGAACAGAUCCGUCGGAGAGAGAUGUCGUCGGGGGAAGUAAAAAAGGAGGAAGAUAAGAAGAUAAUUUUCCAGAGCACACACAUCAAUCUCAAAGUGAAGGGUCAGGAUGGAAUUGAAGUGUCGUUCAAGAUCAAUAGAAACACACAACUGAAAAAGCUUAUGAAUGCAUACUGUGAUCAUCAAUCUGUGGAGUUCGACUCCAUUGUUUUUCUGUUUGACGGGCGUCGCAUCCUUGCAAAGCAUUUCCCCGACGAACUCAAAAUGGAAGAUGGCGAUGAAAUAGACGCCAUGGUUCAUCAAUUUGGAGCUGGUUCUGUUUCUAUUGUUUAAACAAGUGCCGAUAUUUAUCAUAUAUUAUGAGUACAAUUAAUUUCACUUUUUAUCAAUCUAUUUUAAAGUUAGUAUCAAAUUUAUCUUGCUAGCUUAAAUUGUUUUAUUAUGCACCUUUUAUUAUUAAUGGCUAAAAUGCAAUUUCCACUUUUCAA